Molecule: messenger RNA, 3357 nt
Organism: Eubalaena glacialis (North Atlantic right whale)
Lineage: Eukaryota; Metazoa; Chordata; Mammalia; Artiodactyla; Balaenidae
Gene: RHOJ
Product: ras homolog family member J
Exons: 5
Coding region: 383-1093 (236 amino acids)
Biological process (GO): small GTPase-mediated signal transduction
Molecular function (GO): GTP binding; GTPase activity
Source: RefSeq, a predicted model, not a curated record
GCUGGAGGAAGCAAGGGAAAAACUCCAUUAAAAACCCCAGCUUUCCUCCAUGUUAGAUGUGAAGUGGAAAAUGGGGAAGAUUUAGCGAAAUUCCACUGUGUCUUCAGCCAGGCUUGGAGAACAGGAGAGCAGAGUGAAACCCUCAGGCUGUUGAAAUUUCUAGACUCCCAGGAAGCCCCUAGAAUUUGGUGAAAAAUGAGGAUUCAUAACUCAAACUGAUGAGGGCAAGGGGCAGAUGCUUUUAAUCAUUCUCCCCAGUGUGUGUUACCUUUCUUGACCAGUAUGGUAAGCAAGAGGGCACAUGCCAGCCGCCUCGGACAAGUCUGCAUGAUCCGAGUUCCCCAAAGUAAGACAGAGUGACCUCAAGCCUGCGGCUCGCUUCAUGGGCUUUGGGAGAAGCAGGAGAAGCAACGGCAGAGGCACAGUCACAGCAGCUGGAGCCGUGAGAAUGAACUGCCAGGAGGGAAAUGACAGCAGCUGCGGCUGCGGUGGCCGCGAGGAGAAGAAGAUGCUGAAGUGCGUGGUGGUAGGGGACGGCGCCGUGGGGAAGACCUGCCUGCUCAUGAGCUACGCCAACGACGCCUUCCCCGAGGAGUACGUGCCCACUGUGUUCGACCACUAUGCAGUUACUGUGACAGUGGGAGGCAAGCAACACUUGCUCGGACUGUAUGACACCGCAGGACAGGAGGAUUACAACCAGCUGAGGCCGCUCUCCUACCCCAACACGGAUGUGUUUUUGAUCUGCUUCUCCGUCGUAAAUCCUGCCUCUUAUCACAAUGUCCAGGAGGAGUGGGUCCCGGAGCUGAAGGACUGCAUGCCUCACGUGCCUUACGUCCUCAUAGGGACCCAGAUUGAUCUCCGAGAUGACCCCAAAACCUUGGCCCGUUUGCUGUAUAUGAAAGAGAAACCUCUCACUUACGAGCAUGGUGUGAAGCUUGCAAAAGCGAUUGGAGCACAGUGCUACUUGGAAUGCUCGGCCCUGACUCAGAAAGGUCUCAAAGCCGUUUUUGAUGAAGCGAUCCUCACCAUUUUCCAUCCCAAGAAAAAGAAGAAACACUGCUCCAAGUGUCACAGCUGCUGUUUAAUUAUCUGAGGUAGCUUGAGACCCACCUCCACCGCAUCUAAGGGUAAGAAUGGCAGCCAACCUCCGAGACCCAGCUCAAGCCAAAAGGAGGGCAUGACCAGAGAGGAAGUCCCUGACACAGAGGCUUGCUCCUUCGCCCUGUGAGCCCUCCCAAACACGGCACACUAUCAGCCAACUGCCACAUCCUCCCUACCAGCCAGAAGCAUCCACGUUGCACACUCUACGAGAAUGCUGAGCCCGGAUUCCAGCCCGUGCCACUGCUGACCACGCAGGAAACAAAGUCAAAGGCCAUCUUGCAUUUUUCACCGCCCCCUCCAAGAACAUGAAGCUGAUAGGAAAUCAUCACAGGAAAAACAAAAAAAGAACUCGGUUCCUGUAUUGGUGGCCUUACUUGAUGUCUUUUACAAAACAUGGGAAUACAGUACUAACCUUUUUUUUUUCUGAAUCUGCUCUUCUACUAUGUGUCUUACAUUCAUUUGUAUUAUUUUAAGAAAUUUACUAAUUUACCAGUUUACUCAGGCCUUAUAAAUCCACACCAAAUUAGCCUAAAGACAAAGGGUUUUACAUCCAUUCCUAUUUCAGCAUGUUUCUACCAAAGCUAUUAAAACCAACACGUACCUCUGAAUGCCUGACUAUAAGGAGAUACAAGAAAAUGUUGAAACUUUUGGAAAUAUAUGGAGCCAUAAUUUUUGAAACUGAUUGAAAGAAAACACCAUCUGAAUUAUUGCAGGUCCACAUUUUUUGCCUAAGAUUCACCCCAGAUAUGCUUACGUUGAUAGGUAGCCUUAUUUUUUCCACAUUAUAUUGUGAUGGAAAAUUGCAAAUGAACUGUGUUUAAGAAAGUAGUAUUUCUGCUUUUCAGUCAAACUGAUUGGGGAGAGAAUGUGGCAGACCUAUAUUUUAAAAGAUGCUUUAUUCAGCAAAGUGAACUUUCCUGCUCCCUCCCUUCCCCAUUGCAUGCCCCUUUCCUUUCUUGAUUUCACACUCUCUCCCACACCCAAUAAUAACUUUAUUCCAAAGAAGGAUCGGGCCAUGGGGCAUGAAAAAGUUAAGUGUUUAAAAGUCCCCAAAGCUUAAGCAAAGUGCCUCAAUUCUCCCUCUCACUUCAACUGGAAGUGCUUCUCUCCUUGUCCAUGGGAGCUCCCAUUCUUUUUAAAUGAUAUUUUCCAAGUACAACUGGUACUAAAAUACUGCCCCUCCCUAUUUCCUGUACUCAUUGUCCCAAAUGUGUAUUUCAGGGCUAGAUCCAAGGGUACCAAGCUCUGGAUCCCCUGCUUCCAAAAUGAUAUGCUCCAUGGAACAGGGACUUUGGCCUUGGGGAAGUGACUCUUCCAAACAUCCAGGGAUUCUUGUAUCGCAGAGUAAGUUAUUUCCUAGCUUUUAAUUAGAGACUGUGAAGGCUUCUAAUUAGUCUUAUUUGCUUACAGUUACUCUGGAAACACCCAGGUAGGCACUUUAUUUUUUAUUUCAAUUGCAUAAGCAGAGUGCCUCUUUGCAGCAUGAAAUUACGCAAAUUUUAGUUUAAGAAUUUCCAGAUUCACACCUCCUGUUGGAAAAAUCCAGUCUUCCCAGUUCCCUGUGCUCCUGGAGGAAGCAUAUUAAAAAAGAAGUGUGUGGUGUGGGUCUUUUCUGUUAAGACCUUCCAUGAAACCCCCUCAGUUUGGGGGGUUUUGUUUGUUUGUUUAGAAUUUUUGAAAUGUGCUUUCCCUACUACAUUUCAAGUUUUAUUUCCCCUCUCCCCUAUCUAGUUGCUAAACAUUUUCUUGAACACACACACACACACCCCCAACCUAAAAGAAAACGGGAGUUUUGUAAGUCAAAGCUUGACAUUUAGAGAAAACAAUGACUUUCUCUCUUUGUAAAUGGAAAUCAACCAUGUAUAAACUAUAACUCUGCAGAGGUUAUGAAUUCAUCCUUUACAAACAAUAAUGAGCAUUUAGCCCUAUAAUAAAUGAAGUGCCAUUAGCUGGUUUUGUUACGUUAUUGUGUGGUCGCGUCUUGCUGUCUUGCUAUAGAGCCACUCCUCACAUCUCAUUGAUGUGGAUGAAAAAUUGAGAGCAGUAUGUUUGCUCGGCCAAGGAGAAUUUUCCAGAUGUGUGCACUCAACAGGCGAACGGUUCCCCAGGCCAUCACCUCCCUCAUGGGCCACAGAGAUUAACUUGUUCAUGGUGGGAGAUCUCUCUCUCACCUGGAACCAGAACCUGUAGAGAGACUGUUAGUGUCUGUGUGGCACACAGGCUCUUAGCAGUCUUAUGAGCUAAUUGUUGAAUAAA